CGAACUUCGGAACACUAGCUGUCUUGAAGUUCUUGACAAUGAACUGGCUAGUUUCGUUUUCUCUGGCGCAGAUCACCGCUACCUCUGCUGUACUAGGUUUUAUUCUUGUCAUCCUCACGAUUUUGAAGGGAUUGUUCCCAUAUCGAGAGCAUAUUCGGCAGUUUUUCGAAGACAGAGGGACAUUUCUGAAGCUCGCGGAGACACUUCCGGGUCCACCGACACUACCGCUCAUCGGAAAUGCCUUCGCCAUCAGGGACGGCGACAGGGCCAUUUUUACUCUGUCUAAAAUUAGUCGGGAAAUGAAUGGAGUGACGUUUAGGUUUUGGGUGGGACCUCUCCUAAAAGUUGUGGUUCCUGAUCCUCAGGAUAUACAGAUUCUUAUUACAUCCUCAAAAGCCGCUAAUAAGGAUGAUAUCUACAAGUUGAUGGAGCCUGGUAUAGUUGGCGCUCUCAUAAAUGCUAAUGGUGCUAUUUACAAAGCUCACAAAAAAUUGAUACAACCCAUGCUCAACGGUAGUCUGGUGAUAGAUAGAUUCACAAAAUUAUUCAAUCUGAAGUCUCAGGCACUCGUCAAACAACUCGAGGCGAAAGUCGGUGCGGGAGAAUUCGAUGCUCUUGAUUACCUUCCCUUCUGCAUUGGCGAUAUCACCUUUGAAACAUUACUUGGACGUUCGGCACUCCUAGAUAACGGAGAAGUGACUCCAUUUCUCAAAGAAACCCAAACAGCUUUACAUGCUACUACUCAUCGAAUGGCGAGACCAUGGCUCUAUCCCUACUCCAUUUUCCGUCUUACUAAACUAGGAAGAGAGUACGAAGAAAUAAUAAAAAGAGCUCACGAAUUUAUGGACACUUAUAUUUCUGAGGCAAUGAAGAACUACAAACCUGCGAAGGCAGAAGAUCUCGUUAAUCUGCCUACAUUACAUUUUCUCGUUGAUCACAUGAUGAAAACUAAGGAGCUCACGCCGGCGGAAAUUCGAUACCAGUUGAUCAAUCUUUUCCUUGGAAUAUUCGAGACUUUAGAAGGCGUAGCGUGUCUUACGGUCUUGAUGAUAGCUAUGCAUCCCGAAGUUCAAAAAAAAUCGAGACAAGAAGUGCUCACUGUGAUGAAAAACGAGACUAUGAAUGAAGCGGAAACAAAACAAUUACAUUACGUCGAUAUGGUAAUUCGAGAGACGAUCAGACUCUUCCCUGUGGGGCCGAUUUUACCCCGGAAAACCACCGCCGAGAUCAAACUCAGUACCUGCACGCUGCCUAAAAAUUGUUCCAUAAUGAUGCUACCCUUCGCAGCGCACAGAGACCCAAAACACUGGAAUGAACCGGACAAGUUCAUCCCCGAACGUUUCACUCCAGAAAACUCGAAGGAUCGUCAUCCUUUCGCAUACGUUCCUUUCAGCGGGGGUCCAAGGAGUUGUGUGGGGCCCCGGUAUGCCAUGGUACUACUAAAAGUCAUGGUCUCACACCUUCUCCGAUCUUAUGAAUUAACAACGACGAUGAAACUUGAGAACUUGCGGUUAUUCACACACGUAUCAACACGUUGUAUUGAUGGGCAUAAGAUAUAUAUCGAAAAAAUUAAAUCGUGAGAUUAUAAAUGAUGUGAUGUUUUGUUGUAUGGCCUCGUUUGGACGAAAAUUUUGUAUUUUAAAAAGACUCUCCCUCUUUCGAAAGGUCACAAUAUUUCACAUUGUCUUGUGAUGAUCGAAUUACAAAGAAAAAAAGAUUACUAAUGCGGUAAUCAUCUUGUUGCUAGAACGAAACGAUCUUAGGAAUCAACCAGAAGAAACGGAUAUGAGGAUCAAACGAAAAAGUGGAGAAUAACGAUUAUGAGGAUCAAAUAAUUAUGAGAGGCAAAUGGGAAGGAUGAACAAAGCGCUCUUACGAGUCAAAUGGAAAAGUGAUCCGACGGUUACCGUAUCGGUAAUCUUUCUUCCGCAUGUGCUUGUCGAAAGUAUUGAUAUUCAUUAUGUGGAUUAUAAGUACUGUUUGUAAGCUGGAAAUGAAAAUAUAAUUUUGCAAUCGA
Messenger RNA from Diachasma alloeum, 2017 nucleotides. Its product is annotated as cytochrome P450 4C1. The transcript is spliced from 11 exons. Gene Ontology annotation, molecular function: iron ion binding; heme binding; oxidoreductase activity, acting on paired donors, with incorporation or reduction of molecular oxygen. The record is from RefSeq and is a predicted model, not a curated record. Bases 39 to 1580 code for a protein of 513 amino acids. Lineage: Eukaryota; Metazoa; Arthropoda; Insecta; Hymenoptera; Braconidae.